Molecule: messenger RNA, 1303 nt
Organism: Salarias fasciatus (jewelled blenny)
Lineage: Eukaryota; Metazoa; Chordata; Actinopteri; Blenniiformes; Blenniidae
Gene: tekt2
Product: tektin 2 (testicular)
Exons: 9
Coding region: 1-1296 (431 amino acids)
Biological process (GO): cilium assembly; cilium movement involved in cell motility
Cellular component (GO): nucleus; microtubule cytoskeleton
Source: RefSeq, a predicted model, not a curated record
AUGUCGUCUCUCCCCGGGAAGCCCGGCCUUCGCCACAGCCUGUCCGAGUGGAGCAGCAACAACCAGCAGCUGUCCGCCGCCGCCGCUCACGAACGCCUCGUCUCCACCGCCAUCCGGCAGGAAGGCAGGUCGCUGAGGAGCCACACACACUCCCAGACCGUCUGGGACGAGGGCGACACGUCCCGCCGGCUGGCGGACCGCGUCGGGGACGUCUCCCGAUGGAAGCAGGCCCUGGAAAUCUGCGCUCAGAAAGUGGAUGAAGAGAUGGAGGCUCUGACUCUGUGUAAAGAGCAGAGCGAGCAGGCCCUGGCUGCCACCGCCCUCCCUCUGGAGGUCAGCGCAGAGUGCCUGGCGCUGAGGGAGGGGAGGCGGGGCCUGGAGCUGGUGGUGGACGGCGUGGAGCAGCAGCUGAGGACGGAGGCGGAGCUGAUUGGGCGACAGCAGCAGGUCCUGCAGCAGCACGUCAGCAAGGCCUUCGACACGCUGUGCGUCCUGCAGGACAUCCGGCACCAGCUGACCUCUGACCUCCAGAACAAGAUGGAGGCUCUGGAUGUGGAUCGGACCUGCCUGACGCUGACGGUCCAGUCGGCCAGCAUCUCCCUGAAGAGCAACCCCACCCGCAUCCCGGCAGGGUCGUCGACCCCCCAGGAGUGGCUCCAGUUCAGUCAGGUCAACGUGAGUCGAGGUCACGACGCCGUGCAGACGUCCCAACAGCUGAGGGAGGACAUGAGUCUGACCAGAGCCCAGCUGCAGAACGAGCUGGAGACUCAGCACCGAGCCACGGAGUUUGACCUCCGGAAGCGGACCCACCAGGAGGAGCAGGCCCGGGACCAGCUGCAGUGGCAGAUCCGAGCGACUGAAGACGAGAUGCUGGAAAUGGAGAAAGACAUCCAGGGUCUGGACUCGGACCUGCUGGCCAAGACCGCCUCCCUGAAGCUGGCUCACACCCGGCUGGAGAACCGGACCGGCAGGUCCGGCGUGGACCUGUGCAGGGACCAGGUGCAGCACGGCCUCAUGGGAGAAGUCCAGCAGCUGGAGGCGUCCAUCGCGGCUCUGAAGCAGAAGCUGUCCCAGGCCCAGCUCUCCCUGCAGAAGAUGAAGCUGCAUCACUCCCUCAUGCUGCAGGAUCUUUCCAGAAAGCAGGAAGCUCUGAGUCUGGAGCAGCGCAGCAUGAACACCCGCCUCCGCCUGACAUCCGCCCCCUCCGGCGGCGCCGCCACAGAGAAAACGUCCGUGCUGAUGGUCCCGCUCACCAACUCCAGUGGGCGGAGCCACCUGCAGCUGCUGGCUCAGUAGCUCCAGA